CCUGGGCUAGGCGCUGAGCUCUCGGCACCUAGGUGGGCAGGUGCGGGCCUGUGCGGGCCGCUGAGGAGCCCGCGGUUCUCAGGCGCGCCUAGCCGUCCGGGGAACUUCUGUGCCGCUGCGGCGUGAACUCCUGUGCACCUGCUCCUGGGCACCGACUGAGGCCAGAUCAUGGCUCUCCACCCUCGAAGAGUCCGGCUGAAGCCCUGGCUGGUGGCCCAGGUGGACAGUGGCCUCUACCCUGGUCUGAUCUGGCUACAUAGAGAUUCCAAACGCUUCCAGAUCCCCUGGAAACAUGCCACACGGCACAGCCCCCAACAAGAGGAAGAAAACACCAUUUUUAAGGCUUGGGCUGUGGAGACUGGAAAGUACCAGGAAGGUGUGGAUGAUCCUGACCCGGCUAAAUGGAAGGCUCAGCUCCGCUGCGCUCUCAACAAAAGCAGGGAGUUCAACUUGAUGUAUGAUGGCACCAAGGAAGUGCCCAUGAACCCUGUGAAGAUCUACCAAGUGUGUGACAUCCCCCAGCCCCAGGGCUCUGUCAUUAACCCAGGCUCCACAGGGUCAGCUCCUUGGGAUGAGAAAGAUAAUGAUGUGGAUGAAGAUGAUGAGGAGGAUGAGCUUGAUCAGUCGCAGCACCACGUUCCCAUCCAGGACACCUUCCCCUUCCUGAACAUCAAUGGUUCUCCUAUGGCACCAGCCAGUGUGGGCAACUGCAGUGUGGGCAACUGCAGCCCUGAAUCAGUGUGGACCAAAACAGAACCUCUGGAGAUGGAAGUGCCCCAGGCACCCAUUCAGCCCUUCUACAGUUCUCCAGAGCUGUGGAUCAGCUCUCUCCCCAUGACUGACUUGGACAUCAAGUUUCAGUACCGUGGGAAGGAGUAUGGGCAAACCAUGACGGUGAGCAACCCUCAGGGCUGCCGGCUCUUCUAUGGGGACCUGGGUCCCAUGCCUGACCAGGAGGAGCUCUUUGGUCCCGUCAGCCUGGAGCAGGUCAAGUUCCCAGGUCCAGAGCACAUCACUAAUGAGAAGCAGAAGCUGUUCACCAGUAAGCUGCUGGAUGUCAUGGACAGGGGCCUGAUCCUGGAGGUCAGCGGGCACGCCAUUUACGCCAUCAGGCUGUGCCAGUGCAAGGUGUACUGGUCUGGGCCGUGCGCCCCCUCGCUUGUGGCUCCUAACCUGAUUGAGAGGCAGAAGAAGGUCAAGUUGUUUUGUCUGGAAACGUUCCUGAGUGAGCUCAUUGCCCACCAGAAAGGACAGAUAGAGAAGCAGCCACCGUUUGAGAUCUACUUAUGCUUUGGGGAAGAAUGGCCGGAUGGGAAACCCCUGGAGAGGAAGCUCAUCUUGGUUCAGGUCAUUCCAGUGGUGGCUCGGAUGAUCUAUGAGAUGUUUUCCGGUGAUUUCACCCGGUCCUUUGACAGUGGCAGCGUUCGACUGCAGAUCUCCACUCCAGACAUCAAAGAUAACAUUGUUGCUCAGCUCAAACAGCUGUAUCGCAUCCUUCAAACCCAGGAGAGCUGGCAGCCCAUGCAACCUGCCCCCAGCAUGCAGCUGCCCCCUGCCCUGCCUGCCCAGUGAUCCUGACUGCCAUGUGUGCCCUCUUCUCUCCUCUCUCUUUUUUAUAUUGUAUAUAUGGAUUUUUUAAAUUCACAUUUAGCCAACUUUUAAGUCUCCUUUCUCUAACAUCAUUAGAGGUCUGUGACUUUCCAAAUAUGCAUGGUUUUAUGUUGCUUUAAUUUAUCAAGAUACUAUCCCUUUGAGGGGUUCCUCUUAGAUCUCCCUCAGUGGGUGUAGGAGAGAUUUGAUUUGGGAGUUUAGACACCAGAGUUCUAGCUGCAGCUGCACUUCCAUAAGGCAGGUCAUUUAACCUGAGGGCUUCAGAUGUAUCAUAUGUAAAUAGAUAAGGUUUGGGAUGAUGCCCAGUUGCAUUCAGCCUUAAAACUCUGACUUGAUUACUUUCCUCUACUUGUAUAAAACAAAACUGCCUGGAACAGGGCCCUUCUGCAUUGUUCUUAGACCAUGUUUUCCCCCUUCUUGCUUUCAUCCAAGUUCCUGAAGCACUGAUCUGUCCUGAAUUGAGCUCUGUUUGACUUGUUCUGCUAGUACAGUUGGCUGGCGCCCUGCUGGGGGAAGUAAGAGGGAGAGGAGCUGACUGGUUGCCUAGGAACCAGUUUGAGAUCUAAAUAGAAAUGGGUGCCAAGGUCUGAAAGUCACCCAACCUGUGGAGUUAAAGCUCAUAAAGUGAGUGUCAGAGGGGAAGCUGGUGACAGGGAAGGCCUAGGAUUCCAUGAAAGAAUGGUUGUCAGGUGUGAUUUUGUCACCACUACCUUCUAUGUGGGGUGGGUGAGUGCGUGUGACUCCAUGGUGGACUCCGGGUAGAUCUUCUUUUUCUCGAGUCUUUCUCUGAAGAUGACCUGGAGGGAGUUGGGCAUCUAGGAUAUACUCAGACAACAAAAGGGAUGGUUCCUGUGUAGAGACUUACAAGGGUCUUCCUGAGAUUUGGAUUUUUCCAAUUGGGAAGAAGGAGGUAUUAUGUUAAAGGUCUGGCCAGUGCUCUUCUGAGAAAUGCUCAAACCUGCUUAUAUGUCUUGCUGUAAGCAAUGGAGACUAGCAGUGUAGAGCACUGCACUGUGUCUCACAGAGUAUCUGCCCCAGUCCCUUCUUAUAAUUUGAAUUCCAAGACUCAGAUGAAAAAUGAGAUGUGUAUCUCUGGUUAUAGGCCCCAAUCCUUUUGAAUAUUGAUGUCUAUUUGUUUCAUGUAACAGGGCCCACACCCGUGUGCAUAGUCUGCUGCCCUUAAACUAAGAAUAGCACCUUCUACUUUUCAAACCACUGAAAGUUGGGAUGGAUUUAAAGUCUAAAAGCUCAACCCAAUCUUGGGUGACAGUGAGGCUUACUUACUUAGGCUUAUUUUCCUUGUCUUGCAUCUUUUUCAGAAUGCUGGGAGAGUAUAUGACAUGCAGGCAUCUUCUCUGAUCAUAUUCAGUAAGCUUUCUCUGGUUUUGAAACACACCAGGUAUCCUUUCUUAGGGCUCAGUUUCCUGCCUCUUCCAUUCACUCCCUAGCUGUCUUCUCCCUUGCUCUCCUCUCAAGAUUCAGAAGGGAGGAGGAUUUUCCCUAGCUCCUCCUUUUCCUCAAUGUGCACUCUAGAUUAACUCAAAGUUAAAAAGAACCCACUACAGGUAAACUGGGAAGGCAAAUGUCAAAUCUGGUCUCUUCCCCAUAAUUAAGUCCCUGGUUGUAUGUUUGCAUAGCAUCUUAAACUUUCAGAAUAACUGUGCUCUGUGUAAAUUCCUCACCAUCUAUGUCCUACGUGACUGUUUGUCUCGGAUUUACUGUCAGGUCCUCAGCAAUGUCUGCUACGGUGUGUUCUCAGAUAUCUGUGCUGUAAUAAAUGAACUAAGUCUU
This is a messenger RNA of Onychomys torridus (southern grasshopper mouse), 3402 nucleotides long. It is a transcript of the gene Irf6, whose product is annotated as interferon regulatory factor 6. The coding region runs from base 169 to 1572 and encodes 467 amino acids. The transcript is spliced from 8 exons. Lineage: Eukaryota; Metazoa; Chordata; Mammalia; Rodentia; Cricetidae. Gene Ontology annotation, molecular function: DNA-binding transcription factor activity, RNA polymerase II-specific; RNA polymerase II cis-regulatory region sequence-specific DNA binding; protein binding. Gene Ontology annotation, biological process: immune system process; regulation of transcription by RNA polymerase II. The record is from RefSeq and is a predicted model, not a curated record. Gene Ontology annotation, cellular component: nucleus.